This is a messenger RNA of Oryctolagus cuniculus (rabbit), 7947 nucleotides long. Lineage: Eukaryota; Metazoa; Chordata; Mammalia; Lagomorpha; Leporidae. The record is from RefSeq and is a predicted model, not a curated record.
UGCCUUCCCCUCUGCAAAAGUGCAAAUCACCACCGACCUUGCAACCUAAAAGGAGGGAAAAAACAAAAAAGCAAAUCUCGGCCUCCCGUCUCCCCUCCCUGGCCCGUCCUCCUCCCUUCCUCCCCAGCGCGCUCACUCGCUCCCUCGCCCUGCCUCCCUCCCUCCUCCGGCUGCAGCCGCCCUUCUCCAGGCCCGAGUCUCUCUCCGACGGGACUUAGCAACUUCUCGAUUAUUUCUCAGCCCCUUUCCCAUUUUUCCCCCCCGCUUUCCUUCCGCCUUUUGCUAGGAGCUGGACGGACGGCCGUGGCGGAGGCCUUGCGUCCCGCCCCAGGGAAUGGCGAUUGGGGUCUUGGGGCCGUGCCGGGGAGGAGGAUCUGCCGAGGAGAGAAAGAGUGGUAGAGCAAGAGCUGCAGGGAGGACGAGCAGGGGGAAACCUCCCUCCGCCGCGGGCCCGGCGCGCUGCAGCGCCGCGCCGCGCCGAGCUGCGCCCGCGAUGGCUCUGGGCUCGCCCCGCGCUCUCCGGCUCCUCCGGCGCCAGCGGGCCCCGCGCGCGGGACGCCCCGGGCAGCUCUUAAAAUUCUGAAGUGGGAAGAGACCCCGGGAGGAGACCAGCCGGGAGUGGGGGUGGGAGUGGGAGAGUGGGGGGGUGGGGUGGAGCAGGGCAUUUUCACAGGCGAUUCCAAGAGAGAAAAGGCGAAGCCGGUGUGGGCUCGCUUUCCACUUUGGCAAGUCGCUUUGGAGCAUCAAGCAUUCUCCGGGAGUUAUCCGAGAGCUGGAACUUGGCAGCGGACCGCGGGCCUUGGGGAGAAGACGGAGGCAGUGCCGCGGUGGGAUUGGGAAGCUCGGGUGUGCGCGCGGGGCUGUCGGGGCCCCGCGAUCCGGCGAGGAGCGCGCACUAUGGACAAGCCCGGCCCGGGCGGGGCGAGCCAGGCCCCCGCGGCUGCCGGGGACGGCUCCCGUCGUCGCCCGAGCUCCGGCUGCAGCGGCUGCUGGGGCGCCCUGGUGCUGCGGCCGCUCCGGCGCUCGCGGAAACUUUCCUCGGCGCUGUGCGCGGGCUCCCUGUCCCUUGUGCUGGCGCUGCUGGUGAGGCUGGUCCGCGGGGAGGUCGGCUGUGACCUGGAGCUGAGGAAGAAGGAGGCGGCGGAGGAGGAGGAGGAGGAAGCUGCCCCGGGAGCAGAAGGGGGCGUCUUCCCCAGCCCUCGGGGAGGCGCUCCCGGGGGCGGCGCGCCGCUCAGCCCCUGGCUGCAGCCCUCGGCGCUGCUGCUCAGUCUCCUGUGUGCCUUCUUCUGGAUGGGCUUGUACCUCCUGCGCGCCGGGGUGCGCCUGCCUCUGGCCGUCGCGCUGCUGGCCGCCUGCUGCGGGGGGGAAGCGCUCGUGCAGCUCGGGCUGGGCGUCGGGGAGGAUCGUUUACUCUCGCUGCCCGCCGCGGGGGUGGUGCUCAGCUGCCUGGCCGCCGCGACAUGGCUGGUGCUGAGGCUGAAGCUGGGCGUCCCCAUGAUCGCCUUGACUAGCGCGGUCAGGACCGUGUCCCUCACUUCCUUGGAGAGGUUCAAGGUCGCCUGGAGACCUUACCUGGCGUACUUGGCCGGCGUGCUGGGGAUCCUCCUGGCCAGGUACGUGGAGCAGAUCUUGCCGCAGUCGGCGGCUCCGAGGGAGCAUCUGUGGUCCCGGCUGCUUGCGGGGACCAAGGAGGACAGCCCGGGGUUUAAGCGGAGGCGGCGGUCCAGCUCCGUGGUGGCGGCCGAGAUGUCGGGCGGCGGCAGCAAGUCCCACCGGAGGACCUCCCUGCCCUGUAUACCGCGGGAACAGCUCAUGGGGCAUUCAGAAUGGGACCACAAACGAGGCCUAAGGGGCUCUCAGUCUUCAGGAACCAGUAUCACUGUGGACAUAGCUGUGAUGGGUGAGGCUCACGGGCUCAUUACUGACCUCCUGGCAGACCCCUCUUUGCCACCGAAUGUAUGCACGUCCUUGCGGGCAGUAAGCAACCUGCUCAGCACGCAGCUCACCUUCCAGGCAGUACACAAGCCCCGGCUGAACCCUGUCAUUGCCUUCAGUGAAAACUAUACCUGUUCUGACUCUGAAGAAAGCGCUGACAAAGACAAGCUGGCUAUUCCCAAGCGCCUGAGAAGGAGUUUGCCCCCUGGCUUGUUGAGACGAGUUUCAUCCACUUGGACAACCACCACCUCUGCAACAGGUCUGCCCACCUUGGAGCCUGCACCAGUACGGAGGGACCGUAGUGCCAGCAUCAAACUCCAUGAAGCACCUUCACCCAGUGCUGUUAGUCCUGAUUCUUGGAAUAACCCCAUGAUGAUGACCCUCACCAAAAGCAGAUCCUUCUCUUCAUCCUAUGCUGUUUCUGCCGCUAACCAUGUAAAGGUUAAGAAGCAGAAUCGACCAGGUGCCCUCUCUAAAAUUUCACCUCCUUCGUCCCCUUGCUCCUCACCUCUCCAAGGGACUCCUGCCAGCAGCCCGGUCAGCAAAAUUUCUACAGUGCAGUUUCCAGAAUCUGCUGACACAGCCGCAAGACAAGGCCCAGGUUCUCACAGGGCCUUAAUUUGCACUCAGAGUGCCCCAGAUCUCUCCCCGCAGAUCCUGACUCCACCUGUGAUAUGUAGCAGCUGUGGCAGACCGUAUUCUCAGGGGAAUCCUGCUGACGGGCCCCUGGUGGAAAGUGGCACAGCCCAACGGACACCGAGCAGAACAGAUGAUACUGCUCAGGUUACCUCUGACUAUGAAACCAAUAACAACAGUGACAGCAGCGACAUUGUACAGAAUGAAGACGAGGCCGAGUGCUCCAGACAGCCUCUGAGGAAAGUGUCGGGCUGCAGCACCUACACUGCUGAGACCAUGCUGUUCCUGGACAAACCAAUCCUUGCUCCUGAACCUCUUGUCAUGGAUAACCUGGACUCAAUUAUGGAACAACUAAAUACCUGGAACUUUCCAAUUUUUGAUUUAGUGGAAAACAUAGGAAGAAAAUGUGGUCGUAUUCUUAGUCAGGUAUCGUACAGACUCUUUGAAGACAUGGGCCUCUUUGAAGCUUUUAAAAUUCCUGUUAGGGAAUUUAUGAAUUAUUUUCAUGCUUUGGAGAUUGGCUAUAGGGAUAUUCCUUAUCAUAACAGAGUCCAUGCCACUGAUGUCUUGCAUGCCGUUUGGUAUCUCACAACACAGCCUAUUCCAGGUCUCUCCACUGUGAUUAACGAUCAUGGAUCAGCAAGUGACUCGGAUUCUGACAGUGGAUUUACACAUGGACAUAUGGGCUAUGUAUUCUCAAAAAUGUACAAUGUACCCGAUGACAGAUAUGGAUGCCUGUCUGGGAAUAUCCCCGCCUUAGAACUGAUGGCUCUCUACGUGGCUGCAGCCAUGCAUGACUACGAUCACCCAGGAAGGACUAAUGCCUUCCUGGUUGCAACAAGUGCUCCUCAGGCAGUGCUGUAUAAUGAUCGUUCAGUUUUGGAGAAUCAUCACGCAGCGGCUGCGUGGAAUCUUUUCAUGUCCCGGCCAGAAUACAACUUCUUGGUUAACCUUGACCAUGUGGAAUUUAAGCACUUCCGUUUCCUUGUCAUCGAAGCAAUAUUGGCCACUGACCUGAAGAAACACUUUGACUUCGUAGCCAAGUUUAAUGCCAAGGUAAAUGAUGAAGUCGGAAUAGACUGGACCAAUGAAAAUGAUCGUCUACUGGUCUGUCAAAUGUGCAUUAAGUUGGCGGACAUUAAUGGACCAGCUAAAUGUAAAGAGCUCCAUCUUCAGUGGACAGAGGGUAUUGUUAAUGAGUUUUAUGAACAGGGUGAUGAAGAGGCCAGCCUCGGGUUGCCCAUUAGCCCCUUCAUGGACCGUUCUGCCCCCCAGUUGGCCAAUCUGCAGGAAUCCUUCAUCUCACACAUUGUGGGGCCCCUGUGCAACUCCUAUGACUCAGCAGGACUGAUGCCCGGAAAAUGGGUGGAAGACAGUGAUGAGUCAGGAGAUACCGAUGACCCCGAAGAGGAAGAGGAGGAAGCAGAGGCAUCCAAUGAAGGUGAAGCCUGUGAAAACAGCGAAUCUCCACGAAAGAAAGCUUUCAAAAGGAGGAAAAUCUACUGCCAAAUAACUCAGCACCUCCUGCAGAACCACAAGAUGUGGAAGAAAGUCAUCGAGGAUGAGCAGCGGUUGACAGGCAUAGAAAAUCAGUCCGUAGAGCAGACCCCUCCACAGCAGUCCUCAGAAAAGAUCCAGGCCAUCGAGGAAGAAGAGGAGGAGAAAGGGAAGCCGAGAGCUGAGGAGAUCCCAACCCCACAAUCCAACCAGUGACAAUGGAUAGAUGAGCUGUGUUUCCAAACACACUGACUUGCCGCAGACUCUCUUCAAGCCAGCACAACUCUUAGACACAACACUGUAGAGGAAUGAGAAGAUGGGCAAACGCCUGUUCCAUUUGGGGACUCUUCACAUUUUCUGUGUUAUUUUUACGGUGAGGUACAUUGUUUAAAACUCUUGCUCAAAGAAGCUUUCACAUUGCAACACCAGCUUCUAAGGAUAUUUUUUAAGAAGGAAAUAUAUCCACGUGUCUGUGUGUACAUAAGCUCCCACGUAGAUACACACAAAUUCAUAUGUGUGCACACAUACACACACCCAGCACACACACACCACACUGAAAGCCAGGAUUACUGGCUCCACACGUAGUAACGUUCAUAUUUAUAUAGUGGUCACUGUGAUAUAAUAGUUCAUAAAAGAAAACCAGUCAUGAAGGAAAUGGUGCAACUUAGCAAGGGAACAGGACAGCCAGUGUUGGUUACCCACUAAGCAUCUUCAGCUCUUAGCACUGAGGGCUGAAAGUUCUAGAGCAUUAUUUGAGUUGGGGUACAUCCUGCCAACAGAGUGUGUGUGUGCGUGUGUGUGCAUGCACAUGUGCACAGAUGUAGGAGAUAUUGUUAGUGUUUGAGUAGUUCAUAGAGUAGCUGCAGCAGUCGACUCAGUACCACAUGAACAAAUAGAAGGGUGUUCCCUCUGAGAGGUCUUUCGGAGACAUCCAUCCAAAUGCCCUCCUUGAGUUUCAGUAAAGGUCCCGUUGCUGAUGGAGUGUGUUUGCAGGCCUUGCAAUUGGUACUACUGCUGUCUACCACUUGCAGGCACUCUGUCACCAGCCUCAUAUCGGAACAUUUGAGGCACUGUCCAGUGGACCUCAGAGAAAUGCUCCUAUGAAGGGAAUGGGUAUUCUAUAUUCAUAGACACCUAAGGAGGACCUGGAGUCAGGUCUUUUAACACAAUUAAAAUUCUACGAAGGAUGCUAGAGAAAGCCUGGGAAAUGACACUUCAUAGAGAUCUCUUGUAUCAUCUUCAUUUGCUGCAAAAGGCAUGGUAGACGAAGAAAACAGGUAACGGGAAACCCACUUUGGGUUAUGUAGAGAGAUGAAGGAGAAAGUUUCAAUCAAGGGUUUCUAUGGUGAUGGAAAGAAAGCCCGGUCAUGGAUACCUGAUGGAGAUUGGCUUUGGGUAUGGAGAUCCCAGUGAUGACCCCUGUUUUAGUCCCUGUGCUGUGUGAUGAAGUGGUCUCUGUCUGCAGACUGGCCCAUUUUCAUACGUUUGACAGGGAAGGUUAGAAAGGGAUUGUGUAGGGAUAGGGCUGUUGAUGAAAGCCUUUUUUUUUUUUUUUUGGUUUGUUUGUUAUCUACACUUGUUUAUGCUGUGAGCCAAACCUCUAUUUAAAAAGUUGAUAUUCACUUUCAAUAUUUUAUUUCAUAUUAUUAUAUAUGUCUUGAAUAGUACCUUGAUGUAAAUAUAAAGAUUUUUUUUCUGUAGAUAGCAAUUCUUUUUUUUUAAAGGCGGGAGGGAAACAUUUUUAUAAAGUUAUAUUUUAAUCACCAUUUUUAUACUUUGUAGCUGUCUCCAAGCCCAUUAAGAAAGCAAUGAUUCAUUUGCAUGGAGGUCUAUGGACAGCCACUCAUCUACCUAUUCCAAUGUAAUGGAUAAUUUGAUAGCUUUUUUGCCAAUGUAAUGAGAAUGCUGCAAAGAAUAUUGUUUUUGUACCCACUAAUAUCUUCUGCUAACUCAAUGAAUUCUGGGUCCAUGAGUCCAAGGUGAAAGACUUUUUUAACCAACACCAAAUUUUUAUGGUUGGUGUCUAUUUCUUUUCAACAUUUUUUUUCCUUGUUCUAACUCUUCCUGUGAUCCUAUAUACUCAUCAUCCAAACAAGGAAAUCUUGGUUGAGAUUUGUGCUUUCACUUCCUCUGAAGUCAUAGAAAGGAGAGCUUACCUUAAAAGUACCUUUGUUAACUCGUGAAUGGAUAUUGUAUUCUUCUUGUUGGAAGUGUGAUUUUUAUAGUAAUCCAUGAAAGUUGCCAAAUAAGGUGAAGACGAUGCAUUAAAAAAUAAACAUGGUUUCAAGACAGAUUUUUCAGUAAGUGGGAAAAUAUAGUGGAUCAAAUAAAUGCAGACUCUACCUAAAUAAUUAGAAUUUUUUUCAGUGUAUUUCUGAGUUAACACCAGGUCUUCAUUAUUGAGGAUUUACUUUGUUGUUUCUGUUUUCUUGGUACUGUCUAUGUGUCUGCAUGUUUGCAAAAAUUGCUGUGAGUCAAAUACAUUUCUCCAGUGAAUUUAACUGUUCUCUUUCCUUUGUGAAGAAGAGAGGAAAAAAAAAAAACCAUUUGUACUCACAUACCUCUUGCAUCUAAUUACUUAACAAAACUGAUCUUGCCCUAUGCAUCUCUAAACAGAAAUUGAGGGACAAGCUAGGUGUGAUGGGAGUAGAAUUGGCAGGACCAAUGUGAAAUCAUAACCACAUAUUGGCUGUAUUGUUAAAGCUGCAUGGCCCAUGUAGGGAGCAGCCUGGUGUCACAGUGGAAGUCCCAGAAAACUGCCUGAUUUUGUUUCUUUUGUUUUAAAGAACAUGAAAUAGUAGGCCAAAGCCAUUGGAACCUCUUUAUCCCAGAACUGUGUUUAUUAAACCAAGCUGAUUGUAAUUUCUUCUUCAAAAGUAGAUUACUAUUAUAUUAAAGCUAGAAGUUAUUUGACAAUUUGAGAGAGAUGGAGAUCCACUGAGUGUAUGACUUUGAUACACACCCAGUAUAUCUCAAGGGAUGCCUAGGGGCAUAAGAAGUAUUUAAUACUAGUGAUGUUUCCCCAUCUUCUUUGGUGACAGCAAUAUUACUGUGUUCACUUCCAACUCCAAAGCUUAUUUCCUGUGGUGCCAAUGUGUUUGUUGGAAUUUACUACAUUUUUAUAUGAGCCUACUUACAGGUGCCAUUAGAUAAACUCAGGUCUUUUAAAUGAAGGAGUUUCUAGCCCACUUAUGGAAGAGUAUACUUGUAUAGAAAAUCAUAAAAUUAAUGGUAAGAAAGGUUGGAACUGGUUAGCUGGAAGCUAUGGUCCUCUCUGUUAAGUGAAAGACCAGCUAUGUUCUGAGUGUCAUUGGUAUCAUUUUCAGCAUACUUAUAGAAUGUCUUUUCUGUGAUCUCUCUACUCUCAUGUUUAGAAUGUUUCUUCCUUGAUGAAAACACUACUUUUGCUUUUUUUUCUGAACUAUAAAAUUAUUUUUUGUCAUUUAUAUAAGACCUGGUUUUGCUCUUAGCAAAAGAAGGAGGCAGUAGCACGGUCCAGAUACAUCUAUGUUGGUCUUCAUCUGACAAGUGAAGGUAUUCUUCAUAGUAUGUUUAAGAGUAUCCACAAAACAGAAUGCCAACUUCUGUCUGUUGAAUUCCAGAACAAAUCCUACCUAUUGCAAUUCUGGUAACAUUAAGGAGAAGAAAUUAAAUGUCCUGAAGACUGUUCAUAUUAGAUGUAUGUAGGCUGUUGAUUUGCCAUUUCCUUAUGCCCCCUUCCUGUCUUUCCCAGAGAACUUUCUUUGAUGGUAAAAGCUGUGCAAAAGACAUGAGACUCAGGCCUAUUCUUUGUUUAAAUGAUGGAAAAAUAUAAAUUAUUUUCUAAGUAAUAAAAAUAUGAAAAUUAUCAUCAUAAAUAAAGUCUAAAGUUUGAAAUGA